AUGACUUUUUCAGCUGUUAAUAGAUUUUGGAUUUGCAAAACUAAAGCAUGGAAAAAUAGAACUGUAACCUGUCUAAAUUCAACUCUACAACCACACAUACCGGCUUCUAGUUUGGGGUCAUUACCUGAUGAAAUUCUAGUUCUAAUCAUAGAUCACUUGAAUCAGCUUAAUGUGUUAGAGCUAUGUCUUGUCAACUCGAGGUUUCAUGCUUUAUGUAUGAACAAAUUAUUCAAGAAAGCUUUGAUUGUCCCAUGUAUAAGCGAUGCCAUAAUUCAUCCAAAAUUGGAUACAUCUAUAUAUAGAAAUUUCACAAUUGUAAGUAACAAUAAAGUUUGGCCUCGUGAAAAGUUUCAUGUUCGUAUUUUAGAAGGUAGAGAAGUUAUACGUCAAACUAAUGAGAAAAUAAGAUUUGAUGGAUAUUACAUAACAAAAGAUGAUUUCAAAGAACCAUUCGUUGCACAAGAGCAAUUUAAUACAAAUUCAAUUGUUUGGUCUCAACUGUUAUGGCAUGAAAGUGAAUUACAAACUUAUAUUAACACUAUAAAAAGAAAUAGAACUAGUUUUUGUUUCAACAAGGUGGAAUUGAUCGCACUUCCUUCAAGUGAUACUUUGAACCAGUUGCAAGAGCUCUUUGUCGGAGUGAGUUCUAUUUAUUUUAUCGAUGCUCGACAUAAUUACUUUAGUACGUGUUUGGAUUUAUUCAGUCGUGAAAAUAUAGAAGAAGUUCAAAUAAAUGUCCUUUUCGACAGUAGUCUUCUUCUAUUCUUGUUAGGAUCAUUACCAAAUUUGAAAUCACUUGUUAUAAAUAAUAUAAUUAGAAGUGAACCUAUGGAAUUCUCCAAUUGUCUGCUUGAAAAGUUUUGUUUAGAUUCAAAUGAAAAUAGCACAUUGGAAGAUGUUAUAUAUGAUUGUAGUGUAAUCAAGAAUUUGUUUGAAUCUUGUGGAUCUAGUCUUGAACUUGUGAAGAUUAACCUGUCAUUCCAAGAAACAAGUUGUUCCACAAUUGACAUAUUUUACAGCUGUGAGAGAGACUGUUUUGAUGCUGAGUUUGAAAUUGAUAGGUUAGUCCAUUGGAUAAACUGUAAUAUAGGUUAUUUUCCAAAGCUUAAGUAUCUCAUGUUGUACAACCGCCUACUUCUAAUAGACAGAAAAUCUCGACCAUAUAGAUGUAUUACAAUUGAACACAGAAGAUCAAGAUUAAUGAUGAAUCCAUUAAUUGCUCCCAUUGGCAGAAUAUUUUUCUGA
Scheffersomyces amazonensis is the source of this 1245-nucleotide messenger RNA. RefSeq lists its product as uncharacterized. Bases 1 to 1245 code for a protein of 414 amino acids. Lineage: Eukaryota; Fungi; Ascomycota; Pichiomycetes; Serinales; Debaryomycetaceae. The record is from RefSeq and is a predicted model, not a curated record. The transcript has a single exon. Gene Ontology annotation, molecular function: protein binding.